Messenger RNA from Pleuronectes platessa (European plaice), 1578 nucleotides. RefSeq names its product interferon stimulated exonuclease gene (gene isg20). Bases 51 to 1049 code for a protein of 332 amino acids. The transcript has 4 exons. The record is from RefSeq and is a predicted model, not a curated record. Gene Ontology annotation, cellular component: nucleus. Gene Ontology annotation, molecular function: 3'-5'-RNA exonuclease activity; nucleic acid binding. NCBI's taxonomy places the organism in Eukaryota, Metazoa, Chordata, Actinopteri, Pleuronectiformes, Pleuronectidae.
AAGAAGAGAAGCAGCAAAUCAUAUGUCAAAUAGAAGGGACUUGCUCUGGCAUGUCCGGUCUAUACACGUGCUGCCUCCUAAGAAAUGAAUAUGCUAUGGAGAACGCAGGAGCAAAGACGAUAUAUCAGAAGAUAAUUGUUAAUAUGCGGAGGAAAAGAAAAGACAACCACAGUGAACCACUGGGUACAAAUAAGUUGGUUAAAAAAACAAAAUGGAGAGAUACAAUGCAAGAAUGUCAAAACACUCAGAUCUCGGAAAACAGGAGGACUGAUGCAGCCAAACCUGGACACUCUGUGUUUGUACCUAAUACUGCCGACCACCACAGUUUAGUCACAGCCCUCAAAGACAGCUGGGAGGUGGACAGCGGCUUCUCCGAGGCCAGUCCUCCAGCCAGCGGUCGGAGUUCACCGUGCCUUAGCUCAUGCCCAACCACAGUGGUGGCUUUGGACUGUGAGAUGGUUGGGACAGGACCUGGCGGAUGCUGCAGUGAGCUGGCCCGCUGCAGUAUCCUGGACUAUCAUGGCAAUGUCCUGUAUGACAAAUACGUCCAGCCAUGUCAGCCCGUCACAGACUACAGGACUCCCUGGAGCGGCAUCCAGAGGCGGCAUCUGAGAAACGCUACACCCUUUGUUCAGGCCAGGGAGGAGAUCAUGAGCAUACUUGAGGGCAAAGUGGUCGUGGGCCAUUCCAUCUACAACGACUUUGAGGCAAUGGACAUUCUCCACCCAUGUCAUAUGGUCAGGGACACAUGUUCUACACGUCUCCUCAGCCGGUUGGCCGGUUUCCCCCGAAAACGCCACCCUUCGCUCAAAAUUCUGGCCGGUAAGCUGCUAAACAAGAAGAUACAGGUUGGGGGGAGAGGUCACUGUUCGGUGGAGGAUGCUCUGGCCUCACUGGACCUCUACAAGCUGGUGGAGGGCGAGUGGGAGCAGGAGCUGCAGACCAAUCUGAGGGACAACAAUGCUCCGCACGAGCCCAGCUUCGCCUCCUCUAACCACUACAUGAAAGACGAGUACUGGCCUGAUGAUGUCACAACUGACAGCCAAUGAGAAAAGGGUAUUCAUAAAAUUAUCCUCAUAGUCUCAUAUGAGAAGAUGUGCUGAGUAACUUCUGGGAAAAAUAUUGUUUGAAAGCAAACACUUGUUAACAUAUUAUCGUUGAGCAUGUUAAACAUGGUUGCUUAUACCAACAGCAUGUUUCUGCUGUGAUACAAAAGAUUUGACUGCAGAGUUGAUAUUAAUCAAGUGGAACAGACAUGAUUUAUUUUAUGAAGUGUUUGUGAUCUGUAGAGUUUUCAACAGUCUUUGCUCUUACGUGGGAGUGAAAAAUGUAACUUAACAGGGCAUGAGACUAGACUGUAUUUUUCAGUUUGUUUGUAUUUUCUCGAAAUACCUCUGUUCACAACAUGUGACCAUCUCUUGAUGUGAAGAUAUAGAAAACUGAAAAAGUCGCAGCUUUUCAGAUGUUUUAUCAAUUUCAUGUCAAAAGGAAAGUUUACAAAAAUAUAUAAGUGCUGCAAGUUACCUCAUUGUUCCUGCUCCUAAAAGUCCUAAUAAAAUGACAUCAUUUUUAAAUCAA